AUGGGAGAACAGCACAUCUCAGCUACAGUUCCCCGUGACAGAACAGAUGAACAGGCAAUCUUGGCUUUGAAGAAAGGUGCACAACUUCUGAAAUGUCGGAGAAGAGGAAACCCAAAAUUCUGUCCUUUUAAACUCUCAAUGGAUGAGAAGUAUCUAAUUUGGUACUCAGGACAAGAUGAGAGACAGCUGAGAUUGAGCUCGGUUAUAACGAUCGUUCGAGGACAGAUCACGCCGAAGUUUGAGAAGCAAGCUCAACCGGAUCGAAAAGAGCAGUCGUUUUCACUCGUCUAUGCAAAUGGAGAAUACACUCUUGAUCUUAUAUGCAAGGAUAAAGCACAAGCAGACUCUUGGUUUAAAGGCCUUAGAGCUGUGAUAACGAAGCACCACAAUGCUAGAUCUUCUGUGAAUCUAAGGACAAGCAGGGGAGCUCAAAGUUGUAUCAAUAGCCCUGCGGGGUUUAUCCGCAGGAAACAGAAUCUUGGACUUGUCGAAGAAACCCCUGACUUCACUCAGAUACGCAGUUUAUGUGCGAGUCCAUCCACAUUACUUGAGGAACGGUGUUUGUGGUUGUCAGGCUCUUCAGACAGUUUCUACUCCGCGGAAUCAGCUGGUUCAGAUGGGUUCGGCCCAGUUUCUCCUUACUACGAAGCAGACUGUGACCAGACAGGUUCAGAGCUUAGCAAGAAGCAUUCAUCACAAAGAUUUUAUGUUUCUCCCCCUCACACUGUAACUCAGCCAACUGCAAGAUCCAAUGUCCUCAAGGACGUAAUGAUAUGGGGAGCUACAAGGGGUCUUAUCGAGGGAUCAAAGAAUCAGAACGAUGCUUUAUCUCCUCAGCUUUUAGAGUCGGCCACCAUGUUUGAUGUACAAAGCAUUUCUCUGGGUGCAAAACACGCUGCGCUGGUUACGAGACAAGGUGAAGUGUUUUGUUGGGGCAAUGGAAACAGUGGUAAGCUUGGUCUUAAAGUGAACCUUGACAUCGACCAUCCGAAACGCGUUGAAUCACUCGAAGGUGUUGCGGUUGGAUCAGUGGCUUGUAGCGAUCACCAAACAUGCGCUGUUACCGAAUCCGGAGAGCUGUAUCUGUGGGGAAUAGACGGUGGAACUAUUGGAGAAUCAGGAAGACAGUUCUUAACUCGGAAAAUAGCUGAUCUCUUUGGUGGAUCUUUGAGGGUUUACAGUGUCGCUUGCGGCGCGUGGCACACAGCGAUUGUGACAUUUUCUGGUCAGCUUUACACAUACGGUAGUGGAACCUUUGGAGUUCUUGGACAUGGGAGCCUUGAGAGUGUUACAAAGCCAAAAGAAGUGGAGUCUUUGAAGCGAAUGAAGGUGGUAUCUGUUUCUUGUGGACCGUGGCACACGGCUGCAAUAGUGGAAACCUCCACCAUCGACAGGAAAUAUCACAAUGCCAAGAGUUGUGGAAAGCUGUUUACUUGGGGAGAUGGAGAUAAAGGAAGGUUAGGUCACGUGGACAGCAAGAGAAAGCUCGUGCCGACUUGUGUUUCGGAGUUGAUUGAUCAAGAUUUCGUUAAAGUCUCAUGCGGAUGGACUUUAACUGUUGCACUCAGCAACAGAGGAACAGUUUAUACGAUGGGCAGCUCAAUUCAUGGCCAGUUGGGAUGUCCAAGAGCCAAGGAUAAGUCGGUAAAUACUGUUUUAGGCAAUUUAACAAGACAAUUUGUCAAGGAGAUUGCUUGUGGUUCACAUCAUGUAGCUGUGUUGACUUCUUUUGGUAAUGUUUAUACUUGGGGAAAAGGCGCCAACGGACAACUUGGGUUAGGCGAUGUUAGAGAUAGAAACUCGCCGGUUCUUGUUGAGUCUUUAGGAGACAGGUUGGUGGAAAGUGUAGCUUGUGGGUUGAGUUUAACGGCUGCGAUUUGCUUACACAAAGACAUCUCUUUGACUGAUCAAAGCGCUUGCAGUUCUUGCAAGUCAGCUUUUGGAUUCACAAGGAAGAAACAUAACUGUUACAACUGUGGUCUCUUGUUCUGCAAUGCAUGUAGUAGCAAGAAAGCAGUUAAUGCUUCCUUGGCACCAAACAAGGGCAAACUUUCUCGAGUCUGCGAUUCUUGCUUCAAUCAUCUAUGGAGAAUAACAGAGUUUUCAAACAAGGUUAAGAUGGACAAUCGAACUCCAAGGAUGCAGUUGGUUACUAAUGCACGAAGGUUAUCUGGCGAAUGGACAGAAACUGAAUCACAGAAUCAGAUUCAGAAUAUUCCACAAGCUAAUAGUUCUUCAGAUGGACAGCCUCGAUGGGGACAAGUCUCUGCUCCUUCUCUGUUUCUUUUUGACAAAAUGUCACUAUCUUUGACAAGUCCUGAGGAUAUAUCAGUCUCAUCCAGAAGACCAUCUUCUACAAAGAUCUCGACCUCGUCUGAGACGAACAAGAUCUUUAUCGACGAAAUCGAAAGGCUAAAGGCCGAGGUAAGAAAUCUCCAGAAGCAGUGUGAACUUGGUAACGAUAAGAUUGAAGAAUGUCAAAGAGAGUUUGAGAAGACAUCACAAGUUGCUAAAGAAGAAGCUGAGAAGGCUAAAGUUGCUAAAGAGAUAAUAAAAGCUAUGGCCUCAAGGCUUCAGACGAACAAGGAGAAACCGAACAAUCCUAAGACUGGCAUUGCAUGCAAUCCGUCUAAAGUCUCGCCCAUCUUUGAUGAUGAUUCAGUUUCCGCUCCAUAUUUCACACCAAUUACCACGACUUGUUCACAAUCCAAAGACAAACAAAUUGUAGAAAAAUGUUCAAGCCGUGAAAGCAACAUUAGGCUAUUGGUAAAUGCAUCGCCAGCCAUCACAAGAACAGGGUAUAUGCAAAAUGGAACACAAGAAUCGACAGCAGAACAAGUAGAGCAAUAUGAGCCCGGUGUAUAUAUAACUUUCACGGCCUUGCCUUGCGGUCAGAAGACGCUUAAACGCGUACGAUUUAGUCGAAAGAGGUUUUCAGAGAAGGAAGCACAAAGAUGGUGGGAGGAGAAACAAGUUUUAGUCUAUAACCAGUAUGAUGCUGAAGCAUGA
Molecule: messenger RNA, 3009 nt
Organism: Brassica rapa (field mustard)
Lineage: Eukaryota; Viridiplantae; Streptophyta; Magnoliopsida; Brassicales; Brassicaceae
Product: PH, RCC1 and FYVE domains-containing protein 1
Molecular function (GO): metal ion binding
Source: RefSeq, a predicted model, not a curated record